GUUGGCCAAUUGAAUUCGUCUUUUGUGCAGCUUUCCGUAUAUAAUUUUCUUCAACAACUAAAGCUUCUCAACUACACCAAAGAAAAACAUCAAGCCAACAUGGGUUUUCUUGCCGAGCGCUUUCAUCUGAUGUUCAGAGACCAGCAUCUGGAGAUGGACCCAGAAGUUUCUUUUUCGAGAAGCAAGCAGAACAGGAGUACGGCAACCAGCGUCACCAGCCAUCAGGUUUUACUAGAGUUCCAGUUCUCUGUUCGGGAUCAGCUGCCGCGGAAAAUCGCCACAUCAUUCAAGGACAAGGCUUUGCUUCUCCCAGAGGACCUCUCAGCGACGACGGAACCUCCUAGUGCUUCCCAUCAUGCUGCAAUUGGCUCCUCACAACCACGCACGAAAAUGCCUGCUCAUGCUGUAAAACAAGUACAAGAGAAAACAACUACCGAUGCUGGCGCUGCGGCCUCUAGUUUCGUCACUGCCCCUUCGGAGAGGACGCCGCAAAACGACCACAACGCACCAGCGAAUCGCGGGAGCACUAUUGCCUCGACCUCCAUCACCAUCAAGACGUCCCAUCACAGUAAACUGGACCCGAACACGUUGUUCGCGCAUCCGAGUGUGAAAAGAUUGAAGACGCAGCACAAAAACAUGAUGCCUGAUCGUGCUGGCGCCUCAAGAUCAUCUUCAUCAAUAUCUCCUACCAUUGGUAAAAGCGCAGCAGCACCAGAAGCUGCCAAUCCUGACGACGACAACAGCAGCAGCAGCACGACAAAGAACCUGCAAAAUAAAAACCUCCUUUUCCACCUGUCCACCCUCCCGAAAGACCGGAAAAACCUCACGAAAGAGCAGAAGGAGCUUUUACAAGCCACCCAAUUCUUUGACGUCGGCGGAAUGCUGUCCAGCUUCACCAAUGCCAUGCCUUUUUAUGAGAGUGCACAACUCCCCCUCCCCCUCAUUUGUAUAGCAUGAACGGCAAUACAAGGGUCAGCAAGAAUGCCGGUUUUGUACGACAAAUUUCCACAGGAGUGUCGUGCUGUUUAGGCUUCCGGAGUUUGUCAUGCAAACAGUGCCAAGAAGCACAGUUUGGAUUUUGUAUUAUACAUUACAAAUGAGGGGGAGGGGGGGUUGUGUAGUCUCAUACCUUUCUCGCCGAAAUUCUCGGCACCGCCUUGCGCGCGAAUUUAGCGCUCGGCACCGUGGUGGCGAAGGUGUUGAAAGGGCCACUGAACUUCAUAAAACAGGGCGCGAAGUAUCAUGUGCAAAAGUAUCGUAGUACUCGUACCAAUUGUUGCUAUCAUGCAUGACAAAUGUCCCUUUUUAGGUAAAUCAGCAUUACAAAUUCCAUUUUUUCCUUGGAAAAAAUUUGUGAUGCAUUUUUGAUUAGUGCGAUACUUUUGUAAUGCAUACGAACGUUGCGGGGUCGAUUAUGGGCCCAACGACCUCUGCUGCGAUGGCGACCAUGGUGAAGGAGCAGAUGACGUAUCCACAGUAAAUUUCCCGUACACGUACAAAUGCAGUCUCUGCAUGACAAAACUUGCCUUCGAUCCUAGUCCAGCAUGACAAGUUGUACACUGCAAGUUAGCGGAAUUUGUCAUGCAUUUUGUACGUGUACGGGAAAUUUACUGUGGAUAUGACGCCGGAAAAGAUUGAGUCCUUCUUCCCUCCGAUUCAAAACCCCCGACACUGGAUAUGCAUUGCAAAUAUGUCUGGGUCUGGCUGAUUGCAACUUGUGAUGCUACCUUUGGAAUCUACAUGAAAUCUGUAUUGCAUGAACAGCAAAGGAGAUGCAAUUUGUGCUACGCGGAGAAGCAAAACAUUGAUUUCUCAUGCGGUAUGAGCAUUAGAAAGCCCUCAGAGAAUCUCGGAUGCUAGGGCAUGCAUCACAGACCUCAUAGGUCAUGCAAAAUCUGCAUGACUUCCAGGAAGCCCAGACACUUUUGCAUUUGAUACUGGAUCAAGCACCACAACUUCGCUUUAGACCAGGGCCAGAAGUUCAUGAUUAUGGAUCGCUCUCCGUUAAUCCAGUUCACCGACUUGUUCAACCUCAACGGGCGCUUCGGCUGCCUAUCCUGUGCAAAAGUAUCGUACUCGUAGCAAUUGCUAACAUGCAUCACAAAUAUAGCAUUACAAGUUCCAUUUUUUCUUCUUGAAAAAAUUUGUGAUGCAAGUUGUACUAGUACGAUACUUUUGCAAUGCAUACUGCCAUGCUGGAGACGAUUUCCAGCAAAAGUUCUGGUGGCACCAUAUGGCGUGCUCAAACGUUACAUUCUCAACUGUUGCAUGAGGUUGUGAUGCAAAAUUACCAUAUAGCAACCCCAGGAUCAAGCCGUUUUGCGUUUUGCAUGACAAAUUCCACCCCAUCAAGGGCUAAACAGCAUCUAAAUCUGUGUGGAGUUUGUAAUGCUAGAGGCGCAACCCUGCUCUCCCUUUGACUUUAUUUGCUAUUCUUGCAUUACAAAUUCAUGCAAACAUUUGAGAGUGUAACAACUGAGUAGAGUUCCAUACACCACCCCCAGAUCAGGUUUGGAAUCCCGUUGGGCGAGAUCAAAGUCACUCUGCAAAACGACUUGACGGGAGAAAUCAAGUGGGACGCGGUUUACGAUUUGGGGAACAGCACUUUUCUCCGCCACGACGCCGAACCCCUGACCGGGAAGCACCCCUUUUUCGUGCCGGAUUGGUGCGACAUCGGCGGCGGGGUUUCCAUAUCCGCUACAAGAAAAGCGUCGUAGACAUAGACGUGUAAAAAUCGCAUGACAAACUUCUCUAGCAUGAGAAAAGAAAUUUGUGAUGCAGAUUCACCUAUUCGAAUGAGAUUUGUGUUGCAUGAUUUUGCAAUACCGAUUUGUACGAGUGCGAUGCUUUUCAACGGCAUAUUCCAGCGGCUCUCUGUCCUCGACCAACGGUGCGGGGGCGACUACGAAUCAUUAUCAAAUGCAAAUAUGCCUGGGUCUGGAAGGAUUCGAAUUUGUGAUGCGAGGUCUACAGCAUGACAACAUCUGUCAUGCAUGGCCAGCAAAAGGCCCCGCUUCUUGUUUCCGAGAGAGGGGAUUUGUCAUGCUGAUUAGAAGGCAUUGGGGUAGCUGCUCAACAAAAUCUAAAUCUGUGAUGCUAGAGCUCGCAUGCCAGACGGUCUGGGGCAGGUAAAACCUGCAUGACAGAUCUCGCAUUCUCCCAGUCCCAGGCAUAUUUGCAGUUGAUAAUCAUGUCGCGAACACGACGGCGCAGGCGUGGACCUUAACGGUAACGAACUUGGGCUCGAAGUCGCAUCCGGAUAUUACCUAUGAACUGGAAAUUUAUCGUACUAGUAUAAAUUGCAUUACAAAUUGGCUCAGCAUUACAAAUGUAAUUUGUAAUGCGGAUUGCACUUGAUUAGUAGAUUUGUAAUGGAUGGCUGCUAUUUAGUACGACGAGUACGAUACUUUUGCAGUGCAUAUUACCACGGUGGGGAAGAUUAUGGAGAGAAAAAAGUUUGUCACAGUCACUAACUUGCAGGUUUUGCAUUACAAAUUUUCUCAGCAUCACAAACUUUCCUUGUAUUGCAGAAACACUAGGGAAAUCCCUAAUAAAGUUUGGCUGUGACGCAUUUUUACGCAUGAUAAACAAUUUUGUAUUGCAAGAAUGCGCAUGAGUGAUCGUGACGAACUUUUUUUCUUUGAUAAAGAUCAGGUUCAAUCAGUACCCGUUUCCGCUGUUGGAAACGAAUUACAGCUACGAGUCUGUAUCCUGUGCAAAAGUAUCGCACUCGUAUUGUAGUCGUGCAUUACAAGUCUUUUUGUUAAGGCAAAUCAGCAUUACAAAUCUUAUUUCUCAUGCUGAGGAAAUUUGUAAUGCAUUUAUACGAGUGCGAUACUUUUGCAAUGCAUAGUCUGAUAUCGCCGCGGAUGAUAUGCGGGUGCGAAACUUUGACAUUCCGGGGAUUCCGUCUCAACUAUAG
This is a messenger RNA of Amoebophrya sp. A120, 3922 nucleotides long. Lineage: Eukaryota; Dinophyceae; Syndiniales; Amoebophryaceae. The record is from the annotation of a GenBank genome assembly.